CUCCGCCUUCAUGACGGAAUAGCUCCAGUUUGACCAGCUCGUUGGUAACCUAAGCUUCAAGGCUUAUUAUGGUGUAUACCUAGACGAAGGCACCUUUAUGCCAAUCACGUCGUCUCUCAUUUAUACCCCGGUGAAACCCCAGCUGCAGCCCGUCAGAAAACCCCGCUUAGCCCUGCGCGCCCUUCACCAACGCUCGGAAGGGCGCCCUAUCCCACUUGGCUUUAAGCAAGCACUCAUCCUGAGUCACUCUUAAUCCGUAAACACCUUCUGGCCCUCGUCUGAAAGGGCGCGAUUUUGACCUUCCCCCCAACCAAACACCCGUCCAGCGUCAAGAACUUUAGUCUCAAUGGAGAACCAGAACUACGCAGGCUUCCAGUUUGGAAUGGACUUCAGUAACAUGAAUUUCGCCAACACUGCGAUGCCUAACCUGUCCGAGGGUAAUACCGACACGGACUUCUUUCUGUUCGAUGAGGGUGUCGACACGGCUUAUAGCCAGUUUGAUUCCUCUUUCGCUUCGAUGAAUACAGAAGCGUAUCAGAACCCCACACUGAACCAGACGAUGGAUAAUACCUUGGCGUCAGGUUCAACAUUCAGUCAACUUGACUUUACCUCUCCAUCACAGAUAUUCGGCACAUAUCCAGUGAAUUCUAUGAAGCGUCCGCUGCAGAUCGAUACGCAAGAUGCUCCCCAGCGGAAGCGGCAUCAAGGUGCAGGGUGCAACAGCAACUUCACAUCCCCUCUUCUGUCAUCCGCCUCAAGUAUUGUGGAGGUCGGCCUUAACGACCAGGCGGCUGAUGUGUGCGCUACCUGGUUCAGCAAAUACAACGUGCUCCCAAGUGACCGGCACAUCGAGUCUUUAAGCCAGUUAACAGGGGAACCGGCUGCUGCCAUCAGGGCGUGGUUCGGUCAAAUGUUGAAGCAUGGGAUUGCAGGUCAUGACUCUGCCUACAAGUCACAGACCAGCUUGACACAGUCGCCACAACUCGACGACACUCAGAACCAAACUCAGUUUGAGGCAACUACCCUCAGCCGCACUUGCGACAGCACCACAUCGCCUCUGCGUGGUGGGAAGAAAGGAUGCACACCCACCAAUGAUCCCGACCUUCUCCGCCGGGAUCCGAACAAAAUCUUCCAGUGCACCCGGAAAUGCGGCAAACGAUACGGGCGGAAGUGCGACUGGAAGCGAAACGAGGAAGAGGGGUAUCCUGCUGUGUCGUGGAAAUGUAGCUUGUGCAUCAGCCAGGGGGUUGACAAGGUGAAGCCAUGCUUUAGACGAUAUCACUUCAAACAGCAUUUUGGGAACAUUCACCCAGGCAUGAAUUUUGAAGACUAUGAGAAGGACUCCCUGAUCCGUACCGACUCCACUUUCCCCCGCCACUGUGGAUUCUGCACUCACCGGUUCGAGUCCAGGCAGGACAGAAUCGAUCAUAUCGCAGAGCACUUUGCGAACGGGAAGUGCAUGCUAGACUGGAAGGAUCCAGAAGACGACCAAUCCCCAGAUGAGGGCGACGAUGAUAGCGGCGAUGACAACAAUGCCCCCGAUAGUUUCCAGGGCGGUGAGGGUCCGUCCAGCGGCCGACCUGAUGGGCAAGACUAUUCGGGCGGCAAGCAGGACGAAGGCGGUGAUGGCAGCAACGGCUACAAUCCCUUCGGCGGAUUCGGCCAAUACCAAUACCUUUCGACCCAGCUAUCGGACGCUGUGCCCGCAUCUGGCUCAAACCAGAGUUCAGGGGAGCCUUCUGGGUGCCAGCUCGCAGACGAAGAGUGCUUCAAGGUCGGAGAAGUAUCUGGUAUGAACCUGGUGCUACAAGAGGUGGGAUUGGAUCAGGGUAAGGAAGAGCGGUGCUCAACGUUCACUCAGGAUGCGUGCCGGCUGGAGAAGAACGUGGGUGCCUCUGAGGCAACCAUCCUACCUUCGCUCGAGAGUUGCUGUGACGAUGGUUUGAACACCACGGUAUCGCUGAUCCCAGGGCCCUCUCUUCCUCCCCCACCAUUACUUCCACCCGUAACACAAGGCCUGAUGCCUUACACGUGCCAUCACUCACACGAGAAUCAGUCUGCGGUGCAGAACCUUGAUGAUGAUCACAGUGGCAUUGUUAGUGAAACGGUAGACUUCAAACAAAAGAUGGUCCUUCAUGAAAAGGCGCUGGAAGGUGAUCCAACGAGCAAGGGAGCCGGUAAUGGCUCCCUGUGGUAUUCAGACGUCAACACGCUACUCGAAGAUAGAAGAUCUGCCUCACCAGGGGACCCCUACCUGGAGUCGCAGUCCUUCCUAAGUGUCAAGCUCCUUGGUGCUGGUGGCUUCAGUACAGUCGAUGAAGUCGUCCAUCAAGAUACAAAGCUCAGGAUCAGUCGCAAGACACUGAAGAACCGCGAAGAGUCGGCGAUUGAAGAGCUCAAGAAGGAAGUCGGUGUUCUUCAGAAGCUCCGCCAUCCCCAUAUUAUCCGUUUCCUCGGUGCCUAUGCCAAGGAUGAGAAGGUCUCGAUCCUUCUCACACCUGUCGCAGACACGACGCUAGCCGUAUGGCUCCAGCGCAUGCAGACUGGGGAGAUACAGAGACCUGUUGGCCUACUGGACACGGUCUUGAACAUGUUCGGAUGCCUGGUUUCGUCGAUCAGGUACCUCCACGAGCAGCGCCCCGUAAUCACACAUGGCGACAUCAAACCGCAGAACAUCUUGGUCAUGCACAACAACGGGGAGAUGCCGCAUGUAAUCCUGAGCGACUUCGGUGUCAGCUCAUUUACCGAUCAGCAGGAGGAUACCGCGCCACUAACUCGCCGCUACUGCGCACCGGAAAUUCCAUCGGGUGUGAAGCGCGAUCAAGCCGCCGAUAUUUGGAGUCUGGGAUGUGUCUUCAUUGAGAUGCUGGUUACUGCACUGGACAGGAGCGGAACUCAAACGCUAGAGUUCCGGAAGCAGUUCUCCGGACGCCAUGGCAAGUAUUACUGGCAGGAUCUUGCUGGCUUGCACGGUUGGCUGUGCACCUUCACGGACCAGGCAACCAACGCAAAGGAGCUGGUAGCCCUACAGACGAUUCAGUCCACACUGAGGAUGGAGCCCAGCGAACGUCCCACAGCAGCCGAGUUGGCACUAAUCUUCACGCCUGCGGCGUGUUGUCUGGCGUGGGCGAACGAGCAAGCGUCCUUCCCAGCACCGCAUGAAGAGCUGGACAUGGUGCAACAAUUCCUCAAGGAAGAAUUCAACAAGGGACUUGAUGAGGUAACCAGCCCUGGUGUCUUGCCGCUGUCGCAAAUACCCCAGCCAAACCCAUCGCCGGUACAGCUGAAGGAGUGGCUUGACAAGUGUACCCACGGCCAUGAAUCCUGCCAUUCACGCUCACCCGAGGCCGGCAAACUACCCACUCGCCUACUGGAUAUCCGGCCUGAUGAGGCGGACAACGGUGCGGAUAGACUACAGAGCAUUCGACUCAUUGACACCGCCGAGUUGGCCGGUCCUGUCGAGUAUGCCGCGCUCAACUAUACCUGGGGCGAUGACGACCUUACCCUAUCCUCUGCGAUGCUGGAGACCGACCUUUGCCUGAUUCCGCGACCCAUGCUUUCCACGCAGCUCAACGACGCCAUCACGGCAGCAGAACAUAUGGGCCUACGCUACAUCUGGGUCGACUCGCUCUGCGUAAUCCAGGACUCGGAGGCGGACAAACAACAGGAAUGCGCCCAGAUGGCAUCGACCUACCGCAACGCCCUCAUAACCAUCGUCGUCGGCCACGCCAACGAAUCUGUCAUAUCGACUGACAUGACUUCCGAAGCAUCAUCAUCAUCCACAUCGCCGUCCACGCCCAGCCACCUCCAGAAGGUCUGGCAAUCCGCCGGCUUCGCCUGGGAUACACGCGCCUGGGUACUCAUGGAGCGUCUCCUCUGCAACCGCAUCCUCCAUCUCACCGAAGGCCAGAUGUACUGGGAGUGUCACUCGCUCAAGGCCAGUGAAACCUUCCCCAACGGUCUGCCGUCGCUCGUCUGGGAGAAGGUGCAUACGAAGCCCUCGCCCAAGCAAGGGUCGGCUUGCUGUCAGCAGAAGAUUACCGUUUGCAAUGAUCGCCACCGCAGGGGCUCGCCGGAUCGCUCCCUAUGUUUAGGGCAUCCAAAGUGUUAAUAAGAAAAGAAGAAGAAAAAAAAAAUGCUGAGGGGGAUCUACCACGGCUUUCCACGUUCGACUAAACAUUUCCUUGCAAUUUCUUCUGUAGGUUAGAUUACUUGGUCAAUGAAUGCAACGCAAUUUCGUAG
This is a messenger RNA of Westerdykella ornata, 4242 nucleotides long. RefSeq lists its product as uncharacterized. Gene Ontology annotation, molecular function: ATP binding; protein kinase activity. The record is from RefSeq and is a predicted model, not a curated record. The transcript is spliced from 6 exons. Lineage: Eukaryota; Fungi; Ascomycota; Dothideomycetes; Pleosporales; Sporormiaceae. Gene Ontology annotation, biological process: protein phosphorylation. Bases 347 to 4111 code for a protein of 1254 amino acids.